CGCCCAAGUACCUCAAUCCCCACCAUUACACAAUUCCCUACUAAGCACAUUUGAGAGAGAGAAGGAGCGAGAGAGAGACUGAGUUUUCAUACUUCCAGAAAACAAAGCCUUUACAAUAUCACCACUACCUUUCUUUCAACAGAAAAUGGCAACUUUCCCCGUCAUUGACAUGGAGAAACUCAAUGGUGAAGAAAGAGCAAACACCAUGAACAUUAUUCAAGAUGCUUGUGAAAACUGGGGUUUCUUUGAGUUGGUGAAUCAUGGAAUUCCUCAUGAAAUGAUGGACAAAGUAGAGAAACUUACAAAAGAACAUUACAAGAAAAGUAUGGAACAAAGAUUCAAGGAAUUGGUUGCUAGUAAAGCUCUAGAGGGAGUCCAAUCUGAAAUCACUGAUAUGGAUUGGGAAAGCACUUUCUUUUUGCGCCACCUCCCAACUUCCAACAUGUCUGAGAUCCCUGAUCUUGAAGAUAGUUACAGGAAAAUCAUGAAGGAAUUUGUUUUAGGAUUGGAGAAACUAGCUGAGGAGGUUUUAGACUUGUUCUGUGAGAACCUUGGACUUGAAAAGGGUUACCUUAAGAAGGCAUUAUGUGGUUCUAAUGGUCCAACUUUUGGGACCAAAGUUAGUAACUAUCCACCUUGUCCUAAACCAGACCUAAUCAAAGGAUUAAGGGCUCACACUGAUGCUGGUGGACUCAUUUUGCUUUUCCAAGAUGACAAAGUUAGUGGUCUUCAACUUCUCAAAGAUGGUGAAUGGGUUGAUGUUCCUCCAAUGAGACACUCCAUUGUUAUCAACCUUGGUGAUCAACUUGAGGUGAUAACGAAUGGGAAGUACAAAAGUGUGAUGCACAGGGUUAUUGCACAAACUGACGGUGCUAGGAUGUCCAUCGCUUCUUUCUACAACCCUGGCAGCGACGCGGUGAUCUACCCUGCACCCACAUUGACCCAGACAGAAACAGAAGGAGAGAAAAAUCAAGUGUACCCAAAAUUUGUUUUUGAAGAUUACAUGAAACUUUAUGCUGGAGUGAAAUUUCAAGCAAAGGAACCAAGGUUUGAAGCCAUGAAGACAGUGCAAAACAAUGUUGGUAUCUCACCCAUUGCAACAGUUUAAAAUAGAGGUUAAUUACCACCACCUAAUAACUAUUAUCAUCAUGAUCUUAAUUACCUUUUACUGAAAUUAUAGUGUGUUUAUUUGGUCUUAAUCUCUGUAAUGUGUAAGUGUAGUUAUUUUUACUUAUUACCAACGGAGGUUGAUGUUAACAAAAUACUAGUAGUCUUUUGUGAGUGUGUGUGUUAUAUAAAUUUGUAAGGACUAAGUAUUAGUCUCUUUUAUAAGAUUGGAAGUAUGAAGAACAAAAAAAAAAGAUUGACUCUGUAAUGUGUAAGUGUAGUUAUUUUUACUUAUUACCAACGGAGGUUGAUGUUAACAAAAUACUAGUAGUCUUUUGUGA
Molecule: messenger RNA, 1448 nt
Organism: Papaver somniferum (opium poppy)
Lineage: Eukaryota; Viridiplantae; Streptophyta; Magnoliopsida; Ranunculales; Papaveraceae
Product: 1-aminocyclopropane-1-carboxylate oxidase 3-like
Exons: 4
Coding region: 146-1108 (320 amino acids)
Source: RefSeq, a predicted model, not a curated record